AUGGUGAAGGAAAGGAAGGAAAUAGAGGAAGAAAGGAAGGAAAUAGAGGAAGAAAGGAAGGAAAUAGAGGAAGAAAGGAAGGAAAUAGAGGAAGAGAACGAGAGGAAGAAAGGAAGGGACGAGAGGAAGGAAGGAAGGAACGAGAGGAAGGAAGGAAGGAACGAGAGGAAGGAAGGAACGAGAGGAAGAAAGGAAGGAACGAGAGGAAGAAAGGAAGGAACGAGAGGAAGGAAGGAACGAGAGGAAGAAAGGAACGAGAGGAAGAAAGGAACGAGAGGAAGAAAGGAACGAGAGGAAGAAAGGAAGGAACGAGAGGAAGGAAGGAACGAGAGGAAGAAAGGAACGAGAGGAAGAAAGGAACGAGAGGAAGGAAGGAAGGAACGAGAGGAAGAAAGGAAGGAACGAGAGGAAGAAAGGAAGGAACGAGAGGAAGAAAGGAACGAGAGGAAGAAAGGAACGAGAGGAAGAAAGGAACGAGAGGAAGAAAGGAACGAGAGGAAGAAAGGAAGAAAGGAAGGAAAGAGAUAA
Messenger RNA from Physella acuta, 528 nucleotides. RefSeq lists its product as uncharacterized. The record is from RefSeq and is a predicted model, not a curated record. NCBI's taxonomy places the organism in Eukaryota, Metazoa, Mollusca, Gastropoda, Physidae.